Molecule: messenger RNA, 4243 nt
Organism: Dicentrarchus labrax (European seabass)
Lineage: Eukaryota; Metazoa; Chordata; Actinopteri; Moronidae
Gene: slc35d2
Product: solute carrier family 35 member D2
Exons: 12
Coding region: 104-1108 (334 amino acids)
Cellular component (GO): Golgi apparatus
Molecular function (GO): GDP-fucose transmembrane transporter activity; antiporter activity
Source: RefSeq, a predicted model, not a curated record
AACCAUUGUGGUUGACGUCCGCCGUCUAGUCCCUGCCACUAAAACCAGGAAUUACUCCGCCUCAGAAGAACAGUUUGUAAAGGUGUCUUUCUCGUGUCUGACAAUGUCCGCCAAAGCCUGUCCAGAAACUGUUGAACACUCCGUCCAACUCAAGUUCUUCUCCGCCGUGUUUUACGCCGGCAGCUCGUUUCUCAUCACGGUGGUGAAUAAAACAGUGCUGACCAGUUUCAGGUUUCCCUCCUACAUGUGUCUGGGAAUUGGUCAGAUGAUCACCACUCUUGUUGUCCUUUAUGCUGCCAAAACGAGCAAAGCAAUCCAGUUUCAAGAUUUUGACAGAACUGUACUCUUAAAAAUGUUCCCUCUUCCUUUGCUGUAUGUUGGGAACCAUAUAACGGGACUGGCGAGCACCAAAAAACUAAGUUUACCCAUGUUUACAGUGUUACGGAAAUUCACCAUAUUGAUGACAAUGAUCUUGGAGGUCUAUAUACUAAGAAAAACGUUUUCUAAGCGCCUUGUGUACAGUGUCGCAGCCAUAGUUCUUGGUGCCAUGGUUGCUGCAAGUUCUGACCUGGCCUUCGAUGUGGAGGGAUAUACUUUCAUCCUGCUCAAUGAUGCCUUCACUGCCGCCAGCAGUGUGUACACCAAGAAGAAACUUGGCACUGAGGGCCUUGGGAAAUAUGGUGUCUUAUUUUACAAUGCACUCAUCAUUAUCAUCCCCACUCUCAUGGCAAGUGCAUUUACUGGAGAUUUACACAAGGCAGUAGCAUAUGAGGACUGGGUUAAAGCCACAUUUAUUAUGUGUUUCCUCGUGUCCUGCUUCAUGGGGUUUGUGCUGAUGUACUCCAUAGUCCUGUGCAGCUAUUAUAACUCAGCACUUACUACCACAGUAGUGGGAGCAAUAAAGAAUGUUGCAGUAGCCUAUAUUGGCAUCUUUGUGGGUGGAGACUACCUGUUCUCUUGGGCUAACUUCCUUGGACUCAGUAUAUGCAUGUCAGGUGGACUAGCAUACUCAUAUUUCACCUUUAACACCACCUCAUCGAGAAGUAGCACAGCAGGAGAAAAGGAGCUGAAGAUUCACAUUACAGAAGAUUCAACAGGGAAGUACUAACUUAAUGGACAAUAUUUUAGCAUUCACCACUUGGUGGCAUUGUUCUGCUCCAUAUUGGAGCAUAGUAUUGCUUCUACACUUUUAUUUUAUAUUAAUUUAAAGGUUCCAUAUGUAACAUGGUAACAUAUGGUAUAUGUGUACCAUUGUUAGUAAUGACACCGGUGGCCAUUAUUUAAACUGCAGCCAGCAACCUGAUAUAAAUCCACAGGCAACUGUGAUAGUCAGGGGGAAGGCCUCAUUUUUUAAGUUCUGUUACAAGAUGUUAACUUAUUGCAAUAAAAAGUUAAUACAUAAAAAUAAUAUGUACAAUGCUUCAGAAUACUACAUAUGGAACCUUGUUUUAUCAAUGUAUUCAUUUCCCCUGGAUACAUUGCUGGUGCUACCUUUUUAAUUUCACUUAUAAAUCGUGACUAAAUAAAUUGACAAGGACACAUAAAUUCUGGGUCAAGUUCAGUGAAUGUUUAUUUUAGACCAACAAUUAUAUAACAGUGUGGACAACCUGUCAGAGAAAUCUUACCUUUUGAAAUGUGUAAUAAAAUGUCUACCAAGCAAGCUCUAUACAUGUCACAAACUGUUGGAGGAUGUUAGCAGAGGGGAAAACUGAAACUAAAAUGACUGAAACGUCAAAGCGCUCCACAUAUUGUGCACACUCAAUACUCUAACAAACACAAUGUGUAUAUAUUAAAUGCCAUACUCUUCUCGAACCACAAAUAGACUACGGGUUAGAAAGUCUUAAAAAUAUACUAUAAUUGGGUAAAAUAAAUCAUUUGGUGUUUUGAUUAUCAACAAUUCACUUGCCUUCCAGUUUCACAACUCCUCGUGGGUAAUUUGUAAAUCAGACAGAUUCAAACAUCACAGCUAGAGUGAUGGAGUGACUGGUUGUUGGUGUGGGUUUUUACCAAAACAACCAGACAGGGCAGUUAUGAGAGGCUUCAUACAGUGUUCAAGGAUGUAGUGUUAUUUAAAAAAAGAGGAAAUAAAGAAAAGAAACACCCAGCACUACACAAAUCAGUUUUUGAAACAAGUGCCAUUUUCCUGGACACGUAUGACAAAUUUAAUCUUCAGUGCAUUGCAAGCUCAAUCCAAGACUUAAUGGGGGGGUGUAAGUGCUUUAUCAAAAUUGAUGGGAUGUUUAAAUGUAUUUGGCAUAUUCUAAAUUGAUUUUAGGUUUUUUAAAUCGUGAUGCCAGAAUAUUUGACAUCAAAUGAUUCCAGGGCUCUCGAACAGUUGAACAAAAUGUUAAUAAAAAAAAAAUAUGGUGAAAUAAAUAUCACAUAAUUUAACCUUUGAAGUGAGAUGAAGCACCACACACCAUCCAUGAUGCUAUGCCCGUAUCAUAACUGGUCUGCCACCUUUUAAUAUAAAAGGUGACUGAUAUCCAUUGUAGAAAAAAAAAACAAGUCCCAUCUGGUUGGAAAACAACUUUAGGCCUUAGACACAGAAAAAACGGCUGUUAAAAUGGAAAUAUGGCAUAUUUUUUAAAGGUACUCUGAACCUUUGAACCAAGUAUUGUAGAAUAUUAGUUGUAAUACUUUUGUAGCUAAAUCCAGCAGGCAGUAUAGUGGGCUAGAGGUGGACUUCCUGCACACCUCUGGUAAUGUCAUGCAGAUAUAAUGUGUAUGUAAUGGGAAAAAAAAGCUGUCAAAGUUUGGAUUUUUUUUUUUUUUCAGUCUUGUGCUUAACCAGACCUCUGGAUUAGGCUUGCAAUGAUCACCUCUCACUCGCAUAUAAAAAAUGACCAUACCAUUACACGCCAUGCAGAUCCAGCCCCCUUGACUUUUCUCCUUUUUUUUUUUUUUUGUCCACCUAUGCAUACAUCUUGGAGAGUGCUCUAUAAGUGAGAAUUAACCAAUCCUCUCUCAGUCCGUUUCUACCACCACUGGCAGUUAAAGUAUGCUUACAAUGCUGAAGAUGAAACCUGGGAGCAUGAUGAGAGGCCAUCUGACAGUUGGAACGCAACUUAACAUUUCCUAUGUUUGACCACACCCUGUAUCAUUCUGUCCAUCUGAGCUUAAACCAUAUAUACAUCAGUCAUACACACUCUGUUACACUCAACACAACAUACUUAAAAAAAAACUCGUUACCAUCAAAGUGCAAACAAAACAAAUUAAAACAAACUCUUUCUCUGCCUUUAGAAGACAGGAGAAAGAAAGACAUUCUUCAUAUUGUCAAAUCUACAAUUAUAGCAGCCUAAAAGGAUAAAAUGGAAGCUGAAUAAGGUGCUUUAGCUUGUGCCUUCCUGGUGCUGUGAGGGGUUAAAUAGAUGAUGCUUGUGCAUAAUACUGAUCUCAGGCCAAUUCAGCUCUUUCUCAAAGUCUGGUUUUACAACUUGAUAGGAUAAACUAAACUAGUCAUUGAUCUGCAUUUUUGAACAAUUUCUAGCUACAGCACAUACUGCAGGAAGGCGGAUGGAGGUAUGAGGGACAGGGAAUGGGAGUCCAGGAUCAGGACGUGGGUAGGUGUUUAGGCAGACAGGUUGUUGGCCAGCUCAAUGAGAGCCAGAGCGCCGUGGAGACGCUCUCGUUGCUCCUGGAGGCGGCGCUUGGCGGCUCCUCCUCCUCCCUGGCUGCCCUUCUCCUCCUCAGCGGCCUCUUCCUCUUCUUCGGACUGGAGAAACUCCAUGGGAUCCUGCUGCUCCUGGUCCUCUGCUCUCGCCUUGCCCUGUGGCUUCACCUUGGUGGUUGUAGGGGCACGCUGUUCACGGGUUUGCCAGUACCUGCAAGGACAUGAGAGUAUAUUAACAUACAAUCUACGCAGAAAAGUUCUACUAUGCAAAACAGGUCAUUCCUGCUCAGUCUACCUGUUAAGAGCACUGGUGUGUGCAGUCUUGUGUAUUCACUUACUUUGCCAGCCACUCUGCAACAGCCUUGUUAUCCACAGACUGGGCCUUCUCCAGGCCGUCCUUUGGUUCCUCUCUCUUCAGACGGGAGUAAGGGUGCUUGGGGCAGUGGCGGUUGGCAUGUGUGAACCGAUUGCCACAUCCUGCAGAGAAAGCAUCAGGUAUAAAUAGAUGCACUAAGCCACUAAAGGUUAUGUUCAUCUGUUAUUUUAAAAAGAAAGAAUGGAUCUGUUUUUUUUUUUAUCAGUAAAUAAUGUCUUGAUUUUUUGUUGUCAAUAAAAAUGUUUUUAAUCUUC